AAUGCUACUGAUAUCAUGAACACUCGCAGGAAUCCGUAAUCACUUCUGACAUGGGGUAUGCGACUGCAAGGACCACCAUGCAGGCGAGUGCACUAAGAAGGAGAUAGCGUUGCAUGUUUGAAGUUAAGAGGAACAAAGGUUUGCUUAACCCGUUAGACCUUGAAAUAUGACGUGGCAUGACGUUCAGUUGAACUACCAUGAAGCACUUUGUCCCUUCAAUUUUGAAACGAGUUCGGGGUGAUGCGGCGACCAGCAGAUAUCUAAUAACAUAUGUGGGGACGGAAUUCGAACGUUUGAUCUCGCGGAAGCAAUUCGCGUGACUCCCCUGUCUGUGCUCCACAUGCUGGCGAGCUUUUUAUAUGCGUGCGUUGUUCGCUUAUCUCUAUCCCUCCUUUUGCAAUACGCACCGGAGCAAACUCCAGACUACAUCGCGAUAUGGUGCGAAAUGCGGGAGUCAACAUCACCGCUCUUCAUCGCAGAUUCAAAUCCCUCAUACCGGAGAGAUACAUCGCCUGCCUUGCCAUCACCUUCUCUUUCAAUCCAGUGCGUUAAAGCUGGACCGUAAAUUGCAAACAGUUUCCCUUGCGACCUGGUUAUGCGACGACAUUCAACGGGUAUCAAGGGCUGACGUUAGAGAAGCCACGCUUGACCUGCGCGCAGAUUCAUUCGCACACGGACAGCUGUACACCACACUUUCAAGAGUGCGAUGUUGGCAGGACGUUCGAACGUUAUUUGCAAGAUAAGAAGAAAAAAAGACAACAG
Molecule: messenger RNA, 762 nt
Organism: Suillus subaureus
Lineage: Eukaryota; Fungi; Basidiomycota; Agaricomycetes; Boletales; Suillaceae
Exons: 2
Coding region: 360-743 (127 amino acids)
Source: RefSeq, a predicted model, not a curated record